GUGCACAUUUUGGUUGAUAGGUGUACUCGGCGAAUGGCGACUGAUGCAGAGCGCACUGCGCAUGCGCGACUCAGCCACUGUUUGAGGCGGAAGACUGCGGAGUGUUUCUCCACUUACUGCGAACCACGAGAAAAACUCAAGAAAAGUGCAGGAAAACCAGCAGAACGUCUCAAAAGAAGCAUAUAUUUCUCUGAAGGAUCGGGUCAGAUCAGAAGCAUGUCAGGGUUUCUGGACGGGAUCAGAUGUGGCGAUUGUGAGUGUAAUGUGGACUGGGGUGAGAAGAGAAACACCCUCGCCUCCAUCGCAGCUGGAGUUCUGUUUUUCACAGGCUGGUGGAUCAUCAUCGAUGCGGCAAUAAUGUACCCUAAAGAGGAACAGUUCCACCACGCAUUUCAUACCUGUGGGGUUAUAGCGACUAUAGCCUUCCUCAUGAUCAAUGCGGUGUCAAAUGGCCAGGUGAGGGGCGACAGCUACAGCGAUGGCUGCUUGGGACAGACAGGUGCCAGAGUUUGGCUCUUCAUCGGGUUCAUGUUGGCGUUCGGGUCUCUCAUCGCCUCUAUGUGGAUUCUGUUCGGUGGUUUUGUUGUGACUGACAAAAAGGAUCUGUCCGUGUAUCCUGGUAUUGCAGUUUUCUUCCAAAAUGCAUUCAUCUUCUUUGGUGGUCUGGUGUUCAAGUUUGGCCGAACUGAGGACCUCUGGCAGUAAAGAUCCAUUUCCUUCAAUCAAAUCCCACAGUCCAUCAACACACAAUUCCUCUGUACUUAUUGCUGCUUAUUUGCACUCUACAUUUCUUUCUCAUUUCUUUUCCAACUCCUCGGCUGACUUCAGUUUUUAAAUAUGUUCCUUCUUCCUUUCUUUGUCUUGUUUCCUGUGUGGCCACAGUGGGCGCCCACAGCGAGAGAAAUGCGAAUCAAAUCCAGACUCUGCAGUCAAAAUGGACACAUUUAGACCUCAUCCUGUGUGUAUAAUAAAAAUGACUUGUAUACAAUGGAAUUACAAUGACAAGAUUGCAUAAUAGUGACUUUCAGAUUGGAAGUGCACAACCAAUAUCUUCAGCCUUCAGAAAAGCAUUAUUGAAAUGUUUGUUUUUGUUUGUUGAAAUCUUUAAUAACCAAAAUGAGUAUGACUGGCUUUCAGUCCUUCAGCUUCACUGUGUUUCUACAUUCAA
Molecule: messenger RNA, 1168 nt
Organism: Sinocyclocheilus anshuiensis
Lineage: Eukaryota; Metazoa; Chordata; Actinopteri; Cypriniformes; Cyprinidae
Product: transmembrane protein 50A-like
Exons: 7
Coding region: 34-705 (223 amino acids)
Source: RefSeq, a predicted model, not a curated record